UUUUAUUGACGUUUAAUUUUCUGCGGCUGCGCGCGGCAGAAUGUUGUUGCCGUUGGUGAUUUGUAAAGAAAGAAGAAUUUGAGAAAAUAUAAAAAGAGUACUGUAGGGGGAGUUACACAUUUUGGCUCCUCAACCGAAACAAAUUUUAGUAGGUUAAAAGCUAACCUACGCGCGUAGUUAUAGUUUGAGUUUCGGAGUGGAGGGGAAGCUAGCGUUAGCUAGCUAGUCAACCUCACCCUUAUGUGAUCGUCCGUCGCCGGCCACUGCUACACUCAGAGCAAGACAACAAAAUAGCUAAUCGCCAUUAUAUGACCAAGUACUUAGCGUCAUUAUUGGCCUUCAUGUGGGUGAGGGAUUUGUGUGUGUCAGAUUAUGGCGAGAAAAACAGUUAGCAGGAAAAGGAAGGCAGGGGAGUCCAAGGACCAACAACAACAGGUGGCCUGGUGCCAGUCGGCGAGCAAGCGAACGCGUGUGUCCUCAUCCCGGCACGCUCAGCAGUGGUGGCGUAGUCAGUGCUCAGUGGUGUGUGCAAUCCGGGGCCGCGAGUUUCGGCCGCAGCAGCAGCAUGAGUGGCGGCUCCAGCGUAGCCUGCGGGGCUUUGCCGCCGGCCGCCUCCCGGGCAUCCUUAAGGAGCGGGAGUUCUCCCUUGGCCGCCUCAACAAGGUGUUCGCCUCCCAGUGGCUCAACCACCGCCAGGUGGUGUGUGGAACCAAGUGCAAUACGCUAUUUGUGGCAGAUGUUCUGACAGGGCAGAUCACUCGCAUCCCCAUGCUGAAGGACCGACAGGGCGGAAGAGGGGGGGUCGGGGGGACAAUAGGAGCCCCCUUCCUCUCCGGUAGUGGCUCAGUGUCUGGGCUGGACCAGCAAGGCUGUGGGAUCCACGCCAUCGAGCUUAACCCCUCCGGCACUCUGUUGGCCACCGGCGGAGACAACCCUAACAGCCUGGCCGUCUACCGGCUGCCCACCCUGGACCCCGUCUGCGUGGGGGACGAUGGCCAUAACGAUUGGAUCUUCUCAAUUGCGUGGAUCAGCGACAGCAUGGCUGUGUCUGGGUCCCGGGACGGUUCAAUGGGCCUGUGGGAGGUGUCUGAGGAGGUUCUGAGCCACUCCAUGAGACAGCAGGACGAAGAGGGGGUCCCCUGCUACUCCCACAUCUCCCACCGUGCCCUGGAGGACAUCCCCAAGGAAUACACCAACCCCUACAACUGCAAAGUGCGCGCCCUGGCCUUCAACAACAACCACAAGGAGCUUGGUGCAGUGUCCCUGGAUGGCUAUUUCCACCUUUGGAAGGCAGAGCAAAACUUGAGCAAGCUGCUGUCCACGAAGUUACCUCACUGCAAGGAGAACGUGUGUCUGGCAUACGGUCAGGACUGGUCGGUGUAUGCGGUGGGCUCUCAGGCCCAUGUGUCCUUCCUAGACCCCCGACAGCCCACUCACAACAUCAAAUCAGUCAGCUCCCGGGAGAGGGGAAGUGAGGCAACACGAGGCAUCCGCUCGGUGAGUUUCUAUGAGCACAUAGUGACUGUGGGCACAGGCCAGGGCUCUCUACUGUUCUAUGACAUCAGAGCCCAGAGGUUCCUGGAGGACCCUUCCAGCCUGGCCGGCGGGUUCCGGCAGCGCCCAGGAGAGGGCAUCCUCAAACUCACCACAGGGAAGGGCUGGCUGAAUCACGAUGAGACGUGGAGGAGCUACUUCUCGGACAUCAACUCGUUCCCCAACGCCGUGUACACACACUGCUACGACGACUCCGGCACCAAGCUGUUUGUGGCCGGCGGACCGCUGUGCUCGGGCCUUCACGGCAACUACGCAGCCCUCUGGAGCUAGCCUUCACUUCUCCUCCUCCUCUGUCUUGCCAUCUCUCCUUAACCCACUACCCAGCCCCCCUCUCUCCUCUUCCUUUGUCCCUCCAGUCUUGUCCCUCCCUCGUGGACUCAGGAGCAUGAUCUUGACCCCCCCCCUUUUCUUAUCACGGCUUCCAUAUUGCCACUGUGUAUCUCAUCAACACCUCGUUGCAUCCCUCCAUCCUCCCUUGCACUUUGCCCUGUUUUCUUUCAGUUCUUUAGUCUCUGCUCCCCCUUUUUUUAUAUAGAUGAUUAACCAGUGAUGUAACGAGCUGGGAGGUCCGCCUCUGAGAAACUAAAAUGAAAGUAUAAGGUUUUAUUACAAUUUUCAACAGGUUUUGUAUGGUGAUUUAUUUUGUCUGUUUUUUGGGAGUAUGUCAUACUGGCAUAGACCGUUUCCUUGUGCGGACAUUUGCGACACUCCUUACUGUUCCCCUUCUCUUUCUCUCUCCGAAACUGACGGCAAUAUAAAAUAUUGAGGAUGGGGGAAUAUGAAAGAGACAAUUAAGUUCUGAAGGAAGGAACAGGAGUAUAGUUUGACUUUUCUAAGAAACUGAGAAAGGACAUGCUCGUUGGUUGGUAGCGGACCACCCUGUGCCAUGGCAGCCAAUAAGAGCCGUAGCGAUGAAAAACAAGGUGAGAAGAAGCAGAGGAUGAGUGCAACCAAUCAGACAGCGGCAGCCACUUGUUCUUUUUUUUCUUCCUGACUGAUGAUGUAAAGGAGUGAUGACUGUAGAUGCUAAAUUCCAUAGGUAUUCUGCAAUGAAUAAUAAUCCUGAAGAAUGUUUAUUUUAUUUUGAUUCUGACUGUGUGAUUUGACAUAAACGUACACCUGUUGAUAUUACUACUAUCUUUAUUAUAAUUUAUUUUCCUCCUCUCACUAUCACCCUUAGUUAAGGUUUACGGCAGGGGCGUUCAACGCCGGGCCCUUGCAGAACGCAGUGUCUGCUGGUUCUCUUUCUUCCCAGUUACUGGUCCAUUCAUGUCAGUGGUUGUGUAUAUCACAAAGCACGAUCAAUAAGUCAGCCAGCUAACUUGGUUAAACAUUCAUACAUGGCUGUUGAUGUUGUGGAUUAUCCCUUACUUAGACCAUUUCAAAUUCAACACCAUCUUGCUUUUUGAACUAGGAAAUAUGAGGUUGUUUGAGAACAUUUUAGAAACAUUAGCUUGCUAACUAUUUGAUCCUGCUUAGUGACACAGCCCCGUGGUUUCCAUGGUCUAAACCAGUUGCUGAUUUAAAAACAAGGAUGAAACCCUGCAGACAGUGCUGACCUUAAGUCCCUGAAUCCCAAAUCAGCCCCUUGCUCGUUCCUCCUAGGCACUUGUGUAGAUUUGAGAGGAUUUAAUAGGUGUAAGCAAUAUGGUGACAGCUCCAUCAAUGCCCUCUGAUAGGCCAGAUGGUGGUGUUGCCAUUUUGCCAAGACAUUCCCAAUACUAACAGAUAUGAGGUGUAUUCACUAGAAGCCAACAGAAUGAAGCAGGGAGGGACUUACCUGAAUUAGUCAAAUAGAAACUCUUGUUUUUGGAGUAAACAGUUUCCAUUGCAAAACGGUUUGCUAUGGUCUUGGUCUGAACGAAUACAUCCCUGGACAAGUGCGUAGAAUGUAGGGGCAAGGGGUUGGAGUUGAAUACCUCUGGAGGCACCAUAGUUUUUGUCACUGUUGGUUCUAAUACUCUUUUUUUCCCUCUCUCUUUUUCUAUCAAGGGGUGAGUGUAGCUGCUCUUUUCCUUGUGUGCUAAGGCAGGGUAGAUUUGAGUGACUUUGUUGCCUUUCUAUAGUCUUUCUGUGAAAGACUGUUGUAGGCUGACAUUGUUUUGCUUGUUGGAACUUUGAGUGUUUUCAUGAUAAUGCGAGAACAAAAUAAAGAGACCCCAAUUAUGACCAUAAGUUGAACAAAUAACCAUCACUUUUAAAGUGUAUUUUAUAUAUAAAUGUGUGUAUGAAAUGCAUAGGGAUAAAUGCAUACAUUUUUAUGUAUAUGUUCCAGGAAGUGUGUGGACUAACCCUUGUCUUUCCUUUGGUGACCUAUUUUGUAACUUUACACACCUCAUGAAUGUUUUAAAAAAUUACUGAACCUGGGGAUAUUGUAUGAUGUCAACAACAGCCGAAACCAACCUAUAAAUCUUUAAAAUGAAAAUAAUGAUGAAAAUAAAGUAUAUGUAAUAUUUCUCUUAUUUCA
Molecule: messenger RNA, 4021 nt
Organism: Coregonus clupeaformis (lake whitefish)
Lineage: Eukaryota; Metazoa; Chordata; Actinopteri; Salmoniformes; Salmonidae
Gene: dcaf12
Product: DDB1 and CUL4 associated factor 12
Exons: 10
Coding region: 373-1824 (483 amino acids)
Cellular component (GO): Cul4-RING E3 ubiquitin ligase complex
Molecular function (GO): protein binding
Source: RefSeq, a predicted model, not a curated record